Osmia bicornis bicornis is the source of this 4919-nucleotide messenger RNA. RefSeq names its product N-alpha-acetyltransferase 15, NatA auxiliary subunit (gene Naa15-16). Lineage: Eukaryota; Metazoa; Arthropoda; Insecta; Hymenoptera; Megachilidae. Gene Ontology annotation, molecular function: protein-N-terminal amino-acid acetyltransferase activity; protein binding. The record is from RefSeq and is a predicted model, not a curated record. Bases 292 to 2877 code for a protein of 861 amino acids. Gene Ontology annotation, cellular component: NatA complex; cytoplasm. The transcript has 11 exons. Gene Ontology annotation, biological process: N-terminal peptidyl-methionine acetylation.
GUAUUUCAUGCAAUUCCUGAAAAGGUAAAAUCAUCGAACGUAUCAAGAAGAAACGUAAUAUAAUCGCUAGCGUGCAAAAAGAACAGAUCAUUGUUAUUAACAGAUUUGUUAAACCUGUAAGAUUAUAUUAAAGUGUGCGGCACCGUGGCUUUAGAACUUCCGGCGGAACAACAUUAUCGCAGAUGAUCACGUGAUCGAAGAUCGACUUCUUCGUUUGUGGCCACGAGGUUUUGUGGUGAAAAUUAAGUUUACUGGGUGGAAAAGGCUGUAUAUUUUUGUAUUUAUACAAAAAUGCCCUCCAGCAAUCCUUUGCCACCCAAAGAAAAUGCCUUGUUUAAACGAAUUCUGAGAUGUUACGAACACAAACAAUAUAAAAAUGGGAUAAAGUUUGCAAAGCAAAUUUUAUCAAACCCGAAAUUUAGCGAACAUGGCGAGACCUUGGCAAUGAAAGGUCUGACUCUAAACUGCUUAGGUCGCAAGGAAGAAGCAUAUGAUCAUGUACGGCGUGGUCUCAGGAAUGAUUUGCAGUCUCAUGUUUGUUGGCACGUUUAUGGACUUUUACAACGCUCGGAUAAGAAAUAUGAUGAAGCUAUCAAGUGUUAUAGAAAUGCCCUUAAAUGGGACAAAGAUAACAUUCAAAUUCUUAGGGACUUAUCGUUGCUUCAAAUUCAAAUGAGAGAUCUGGAUGGCUACAAAGACACAAGAUAUCAAUUGUUUAUGUUACGUCCUACACAACGUGCUUCAUGGAUUGGUUUUGCUAUUUCAUAUCAUUUAUUAAAAGACUAUGAAAUGGCACUUAAAAUUUUAGAUACAUUUAGGAAUUCUCCAAUGAUCUGUUAUGAUUAUGAACACAGUGAAUUGUUGUUGUAUGAAAACAUGGUUAUCCAAGAAUCAGGAGAAUGUGAACAAGCAUUGAAACAUCUCGAUAAAUAUAGUGAUCAAAUUUGUGAUAAAGUUACUGUGAAAGAAACAUAUGGUAAAUUAAGAUUACAGUUAAAACAAUAUGCAGCAGCAGCACAAGUUUAUAAGGAGCUUUUAAAUAUAAAUCCUGAAAAUACAACAUACUAUGCUAGGCUAGCAGAGGCUGAGAGACAUACUAAACCUGAUGAAACAUUAGCUAUGCUCCAAAGAUACGAGGAACUGUUUCCUAGAGCGCUAGCGCCACGACGCUUACAACUAAAUUGUGCUGUAGGAGAUGAAUUUAAAACAUUAGUUGAUCGGUACUUACGAAGAGGUCUUCAUAAAGGUGUACCACCUUUGUUUGUAAACCUUCGUUCCCUCUAUAGCGAUCAACCGAAAGUUGAUAUUAUACAGUCUUUAGUUUUGGAAUACAAGGAAGCGUUGAAGGUUCACGGACAUUUUAGCGAUCAAGAAAGAGAUAAUCCACGCGAGCCAGCUUCGGCAUUAUUGUGGACUUAUUAUUAUUUAGCACAACAUUACGAUCAUCUUGGACUUACAGAAAAAGCACUGAAUGAAAUCGAUGCUGCCAUAGAACAUACUCCUACACUUAUAGAACUUUUCGUUACCAAAGGACGCAUUUAUAAGCAUGCCGGCGAUGUCCAAGAGGCUUAUAAAUGGUUGGACGAAGCACAAGGAUUAGACACUGCAGAUCGAUAUAUUAAUUCCAAAUGUGCCAAGUACAUGUUGCGCGCAAACCUUAUUAAAGAAGCUGAAGAGACUUGUGGAAAGUUCACUAGAGAAGGAGUCUUAGCCAUGGAAAACCUAAACGAAAUGCAGUGCAUGUGGAUUCAGACAGAAGCAGCUAAUGCUUAUAAACGUCUUGGAAAAUAUGGGGAGGCAUUGAAGAAGUGUCAUGAAGUUGAUAGGCACUUUUCCGAAAUCAUAGAAGAUCAGUUUGACUUUCAUACGUAUUGUAUGAGAAAGAUGACCUUGCGAUCAUACGUGGGUCUCUUAAGGUUAGAAGAUGUGCUACGAUCUCAUCCGUUCUACUUUAAGGCAGCGCAAUGUGCAAUCGAAGUGUAUUUACGGCUGUUCGACGAUCCUCUACCCGAUCCAACGCAAACCCAAGAAAUCGACACCGAGAAUUUAGCGCCGUCAGAAUUGAAGAAAUUACGGAACAAGCAGAGAAAGCAACGCAGAAAGGCUGAGUUGAAGCGACAACAAGCUGCUCAAGCACAAGAGAAAAGGGAGCAGCACAAUAAGUCGCGACAACAGGCUGAUCCCGAUUUAGAACAACCCACGUUAGACGAACUUAUACCGGAGAAACUGGAAAGGGUCGAGGAUCCAUUGGAGCAGGCAAUCAAAUUCUUAAAACCUCUGCAAGAACUGGCAUCGGACAGAAUAGAGACACAUCUUAUGGCAUUUGAAAUUUAUCAUCGUAAAUGUAAAACGUUGUUGAUGCUUAGGUCGAUUAAACGUGCACACAACCUAGAUCCAAAUCAUCCUGAUCUUCACACGUGUAUAGUAAAUUUUAUAUUACACAUAAGCCAUUUAGGAUUAGAAAAACCAGUGGGCGAGGUCGUGAAACGGCAAACAGCUGGGAUCUAUUCCACAUCAAGCACAAUGUACUUUACGCUCUUCCACUUCAACGCUGAAUUUCUGAAGAAGAAUCGAAACUCACUGCCGCACCUUCUACAGGCUGCAAAGAUCAUGGAUUUCUUGGAUAUGUCCCCUGUUCUCGAAGAGACAGCUCUGUCACUGGUCACGAAUAUUGACAAUCUCGAAGGUGUGACUCUAGAGAAUUGUACAAAGGUGCUAGAAUCGAUGCGUAACGGUGACUUUGGGGAUUGCGACGCCGCGAUAGCCGAUUUCAUGGCAAAAUGCCAUAAACGUUUCCCGUACGCCACGGCUUUUCGGCCUCCAGAAACAAAGGCGACGACCAACCAUCAGGAGAAGGAGAAUUCUAUCAAAAACUGAUCGAGGCACGCACUGUCCAGCGUUACUGAUCUACUACGUAGUUAGACGAUGUAAUUACGUGGAGGAGCGUAGAGCAUUUACGAAGAUCUACGGUGAAAUUCGUCGAAUGGAAGCGUACGAUAUAACAACGGACAUAGUGAAGGGAAGCGAAAUUGGCGGAUUUAAUUAAUAAUUAUUACACAUGUAUUAUAUAUACACGAACCGUUCCUGGAAGGUUUCAAGUAGUGCGAAAGAAACAGUGCUGGAACAGUGCUGGAUAAACAAUCUUAAUAAAUUAUAAUACGAAGAGGCGCGAGAACAGUGCCUCCGAUGACAUGGUCCCGAAUUUUAGGUGAACGAAGAAAGGAUGGCUUAGCUAAUAUUAAUUAACAAUUGGAACAGAUAGAAUUAACACCGCUGGUCGCUCUAACGACAAAGCGGUAACGCUAAAUGGAAAGAUCAACGGCAAAGUGUGAAAUGUUUUAGUGCAACGGGAUUUAAGGGAGGGCGGUUGAAAUAUGGAGGGAUAAUUACGACGGGCGGGGAAAGUACAGUGUGUAAAUUAUAUGACGUGCGAAACUAACACAUUGGUACAAAAUACAAGACUUGUAUACAUUCAUAUGCGCGUUCUAUGGAUAUUUCUACUUGAUGUUAAAGUGUACUAUUUUCAGCGAUAUCCGCAUAAAACACUCUACUGUGUAGAGUUUGAAAACUAAGACGAUCAUCGAGCACCCGAUAUAAUUGUACCGCGCAUGUUCGUCGCUACAUUUGAAUAGACUUUGUUCCAAGUCAUAUACUAUCUUCUAGUUCACUUCAUUCGCGAACCGUUUACACAAAGUGAACAUACGAUCAUAACGUUUUCCUUCUAGAUACACUAAUUUUAUUUCUGUGUUCGAGGCCAGGGUAAUGAUCUACGUUUGGAUUGGAGCCCUGAUAAUUCCAUCGAGAAUAGUCAAUAACGAAGUAGUGUCCAUUUGCGAAAGUCUUUGUGAGAGUUACUAAUAAGAACAAUAAAGUGCGUAUUGUAUACGCAAAUUACCAAAGUAUAAAUACGAUAAAUCGAAAACAAGUGUUGAUAGAAACAAAAAAAAAAAACAAAUAUCAUGCAUCUGUAUGUGAACGGAUUACAGAAAUUUUAAUAAAAGGUAAUGUUACAAUUUACCGGUAAAAAAUUAACAAUGUUAUAUGCUUACCUGAUUUAUUUUUUGAAAAUAACGAUAUAUAUAUAUAUAUAAGUUGUGAAUUUCCUUAAAACAAAAAUUAAUUGAAUAUCAUACAGAUACUACAAAUUAGUGAUAAUGUUUGUAUAUAUUUCAGCUAUUACUUUAACAAUAUAUACACGUAUAUAUAUAAAACAUAUUUCCUAUCUUAUUUAAGUCAUAGAAUAUAAUUUACAACUGAUACUAUGACAGUGUUGAAAAUUCGCUCGAAGUCAACUUAAUUUGUAAUUAUAAAAAUAAGAUAUUUAAAUCGGCUUAUAUGGUAACAUAAUAUUUAAAGUUUCGAUUCACUCGCAAAGUAGUACAUAUUGGAUAAAUUUUACUACUUAAUUAAAAAUCAAUCGAUGGAAUAAUCUAUGAGAAUAUAAUAAAUGCAAUUAUUGUUUCCGUAAAUACCUUCUGUAAAUGCAUGGAAUGUUUCUCAGGGCUAUGCAAAUAAUAUCGUAACGUAAGCGAUAAUAUAAAUGUUCUACACAUUCAUUGUAAUAUUAGUCAUUUCAUACGACGAAAGAAAAAUAUUAUCAUGCCAGUUUAUCGAUAAACAAACUUCUUGCAAAUAGUAUUCAUUCCUAAUACAGAUUUAAUACACAUUAUUCACGAUGUACCAAGUUUCCGACCAUGCAUCUACCGAAGUGUUACCGUUUGUUUAUUAAUAUUUUCUUUUUUUUCAACUCUUCCUGCAAUCUUUCGCAUAAUCAAGGAUCUUAAAAGCUACGUAUAUUAGUUGCUCCAAUCUUUAUCGGAGGUUGUUACCUCAGUAUACAAAUUUCUAUCUCUCAUAAAUAAGAUCAAAUUUAAAAAAAAUAAAUAAAUAAAUGAUGCUGGUUAAGGAUAGUGUAUCAA